Messenger RNA from Dermacentor silvarum, 2509 nucleotides. Its product is annotated as probable serine carboxypeptidase CPVL. Gene Ontology annotation, molecular function: serine-type carboxypeptidase activity. Lineage: Eukaryota; Metazoa; Arthropoda; Arachnida; Ixodida; Ixodidae. The coding region runs from base 148 to 1602 and encodes 484 amino acids. The transcript is spliced from 5 exons. Gene Ontology annotation, biological process: proteolysis. The record is from RefSeq and is a predicted model, not a curated record.
GAGCUCCUAACAGGUGCUUCUGUCAUCUCGUCUUCAUGUUACAGUGCGACCACCGCAUCAAGCCCAAAGGAAAUCGUCGGAAAAAGGGAGCUCCGAAUGAGCUGACUACACGGAGGAAGCGGGUCCGCUGACUUCUCGGAAGCAGCGAUGGGGUUUCACGUCGUUGUGACCGUAGCACUUGCAGCCAUUUUGAUUUCGACGGCUGACUGCGGAGACGACACAGAUGACGGGGACUACAAGUCGCUCUAUCUGACGCCGUACAUCCAAGCGGGCCAGAUCGACUUAGCCAGGAACUUGAGUCGAGUGAAGUUGUUCGAGGACCACAUCGGGGCAGAGACGCACUCCGGCUACAUCACCAUCGACAAGUGGAAAAAAAGCAACCUCUUCUUUGUCCACAUUCGUGCCCUGAAAAACCCGGAUGCCUACCCGCUUCUCCUCUGGCUUCAAGGUGGUCCGGGACUGUCGUCCCUAUUCGGCGAGUUCCUCGAGAUCGGACCCCUCGGCAUUGACGACGAGGGCCACCUUUUCCAAAGACGAAGCUCUCUGCAGAGGCACGUGAACGUCGUCUACCUCGACCAGCCGGUGGGCGCCGGCUUCAGCUUCACCAAGAGCCUGCUGGGAUACGCCAAUAACUUGGACGACGUGGCCAGCGGUGUGCUCAAUUUCCUCGACCAGUUCAUCAGGAUGUUUCCCGAGUACACGAACCGAACGUUCUACGUGGGAGGAGAGUCUUAUGGCGCUAGGUUCUCCGUCGGUGUUUCUCACGCCAUCCACACCGGAAAGGAGCCGCACGUCCCGCUGCACCUUCGAGGCGUGAUCCUCGGCGCCGGUUUCCUCGGGCGCCUCAUGAAGGUGGCCGACUCGUCGGAGUUCCUCUACGAGAUGUCGCUGAUCACCAAGAAGGGUCGAAAGAGCCUCGCCGAGAACUUCGCCAACAUGAGACGCAAGGUGAGGACCCUGAUCGGCAAACUGGCCGCGCUGCUCCGGCUCAGGAAGACCAUCUUCACGUCGGAGAAGGAUCCCACGCUGUUCCAGAAGCUCACGGGCUUCAACAACCAGGCGAGCGCUCUGUACUCCGAGAGGCCCCUCAACAUGGUCCAGUACGAGAAGUACGUGCAGAGCGACGAGUUCAAGCGAGCCAUGCACAUCGGCAAGGACGUCGAAUUCAUGAAGGCCGAGGGCAAGGUGUCGACGAACCUGAAAAACGACUACUUGACUGACAUCAGUGACGAGAUAGAGGACCUGCUGCAGUCGUACCAGGUGCUCUUCUACACGGGUCAGAUGGACACGCUCUUCCCGUCACGGAACCUGCAGGAAUACUUCCGGUCCCUGAACUGGACCGGCGCCGAGGAGUUCCGGAAAGCGCAGCCGAUUCACUGGAAGGCGUACCCCACGUGUCGUUCCGUUUCCGGCAUCGUCGUGAGGGUGCGAAAAAUGACGGACGUGGUUAUCUUCCGAGCGGGACACUACACCGCCGUCGACGAACCGGAAGUGGCCAAUAGGAUGAUGCUCAACUUCAUCGAGGACAACGCAACGGCGUGGGAGAUUUACGACGACGCGGGAUCGCGCGUCAACACGCCGGCUAAAUUCCCAAAGGGCUAGGCACUCUAGGCACUCAUGUGAUCUUAUGGUGCAUCAUUAAGUCUAGCUAUACACUUUAAUGAGUUUCCACCUAGCCAAUAGCAGUGCGCAGGGUAACCAAACGUCUGCUCAUCGCGACCACUGCUUACGUCGAAAAAGAGACAGAUCUGCUUAUACUCGAUUGCAAUGCUAACGAUACGAUUUCUUAAUCUCGUUUUUUAUCUGAAUAAAUUUGUUUGCUGCCGUCAUUUUCAAAGCUUGUGGAACGUGGCCGGGAGUCCAAUAGGGAGGAGAAAGUGAUUUGUCGUUUAUGAAGCCCAGUUGUGAUGAAUACGGCGUCGACACAGAUUGCUGCAUACAUUAUUCGUGCUGUCUGAAAAUGGUUAUCUGCGAACAAAAAGGCAGCAGCGACAAUAAAAAAUAUUUUAAACUGGAAGAAAUGGUUGUUUUGUAUCGGCCCUUAGUUUGGGAGAGCUUGGUAUAGCGUGUAGUUGUCCAAUAUGCAGGCACCGAGACAGUCGUACACUUUGUCAGGUUAGUAGGCAAAUGAAGGUAAUGUAUUCUCGCGCACGCGUGAGCCUUAUUUGCGUUCCCCGUUGUAUGCGACAAAAAACAUACAGUAUCUGUUUAUUCUGUAGAAGGCUUUGCACGUUAAAGAAACCCAAGUAGUCAAAAUUACUCUGGUAUCUGCCACUACGGCGUGCCUCAUAAUAAUAUCGUUUUUCUGAUACGUAAAACCCUAGAGUUUCAUUGCUUUUAACGAGACCUUCGCAACCAUUGCACGCUGCAAUGCAUAACAGCAGCUCGAUGCAGCACGACUUCGUGUUCAUAGCGAUCCCCGAACGCGCCCAUACUGCGCCAGGCUAGGAAGUUAUGUAUCAAGAAAGCCCUUGUACAUAGAAUAAUAAAGCUCAUGUAUUCAUCUCUA